CGCAGGCAGAGGGCGGGGCGUCACCUCAGAGGUUAGUAUAGACAACAGGCAGCUGAGUGUGUGUGUGCGUGUGUCUUUAUUGUGUUCCUGUGGCAGUUUUAGUCACACAAACACAUCCAGUCUUCAACAUGUCGGCGAUCUGUGUCUCCCUGAGUCGGAAUCUUCUGGUUGCCAGGAGCUGUGGCGUCAUGGUGAUGGGGCGGUCAGUUCAGACAGCAGCUGCUCCGGUUACUGAACCCAGAAUCAAGAAGUUCCAGGUUUACCGCUGGGACCCCGACAGCGCCGGAGACAAACCCCGAAUGCAGACUUAUGAAAUUGAUUUAGACAGAUGUGGCCCAAUGGUUCUGGAUGCCCUCAUUAAGAUUAAGAAUGAGAUGGACCCCACGCUCACAUUCAGACGCUCAUGCCGUGAGGGUAUUUGCGGCUCAUGUGCCAUGAACAUUAAUGGAGGCAACACGCUGGCGUGUCUUAAUAAGAUCGACACAAACACCAACAAACCAACCAAGAUUUACCCACUUCCACACAUGUAUGUGGUCAAAGAUCUGGUGCCUGAUAUGAGCAACUUUUAUGCACAAUACAAAUCCAUUGAGCCCUACCUGAAAAAGAAGGAUGAAGCUCAAGAAGGGAAGGAGCAGUAUUUCCAGUCGGUGGAGGACAGACAAAAACUGGACGGCCUCUACGAAUGCAUCCUCUGUGCUUGCUGCAGCACCAGCUGUCCCAGCUACUGGUGGAACGGAGACAAAUACCUGGGACCUGCCGUCCUGAUGCAGGCGUAUCGUUGGAUGAUUGACUCCCGUGAUGAAUUCACUGAGGAACGUCUGUCUAAACUUCAGGACCCCUUCUCGCUCUACCGCUGCCACACCAUCAUGAACUGCACGAAGACUUGUCCCAAGGGACUCAACCCAGGAAAGGCCAUUGCAGAGAUCAAGAAAAUGAUGGCGACUUACCAAGAGAAGAAAGCAGCAGCAUCGUGAAAACCAUGCUCACUAAAUAUCCAUGAAGAAUACCUCAAUAUAAGUUAACAGGCGAAGAGCAGAGAAGCACCUUUCAUCAUUUAAUGAGUGUGAUUGUGAGGCAGAAGGAAACAGGAAUGUGUUAAUGUUAGAAAAAUGUGAUGGAGCCUCAAGCUAAAUAUUUUUGAGUGAUGGAGCAUGGACCACAUAUCUGCUAUUUGUGUGCAUUUGUGAAAAAGAUAUUACUGUUAUUACUCACAAAUAUCUUAUUAAGGCUGUACAUAUUUGUAUAUGUGUUCAUUAAAGAUGUGCUGAGCUCA
Pleuronectes platessa (European plaice) is the source of this 1273-nucleotide messenger RNA. RefSeq names its product succinate dehydrogenase [ubiquinone] iron-sulfur subunit, mitochondrial. The transcript is spliced from 8 exons. Lineage: Eukaryota; Metazoa; Chordata; Actinopteri; Pleuronectiformes; Pleuronectidae. Gene Ontology annotation, cellular component: mitochondrial membrane. The record is from RefSeq and is a predicted model, not a curated record. The coding region runs from base 129 to 974 and encodes 281 amino acids. Gene Ontology annotation, biological process: aerobic respiration; respiratory electron transport chain; tricarboxylic acid cycle. Gene Ontology annotation, molecular function: 2 iron, 2 sulfur cluster binding; electron transfer activity.